UUCAUUCAAUCUGUUGCUCGAAGUUGGACUCCCCAACUCAUCCAUCAGAUCGCGUGACGUCGACAUUUUCCCACUUUCCCCUUCCUCUCCACCUCACCCCACCUACCGGGCUCGGCGACGAUGAGCCGCAGACUUCGAGUCCCAGCAUCUUCAAUGAGCUGGGCUCGUCCACUUCUCGUCCCGGUAUUCCUUAUUUCUCUGGCCAUCCCGAUCAUCGCAGACCCAGCAACCCUGCCAUUCACCGAUUGUUUCAAUGGCAAUGCCUCGGCCAAGUUUUCCAUUGACAAGGUGUAUGGGCAGGUGUUGACGACGGACCAAACGGGGACAUACCUCAACCUCACGGUGAUAGGGAGCAGCCCUCAGGAGAUUUUCGGGUUUGUGGACUCGAGUUCUAGUCUCGCCACCCUUUUCACGACAACCACCGUACUCACGCUUAACGUCUGGUCGAAUAGUUCGUACCUAUGUAACACCAUCCGACCCGCAUCCCCACUGCCCGUUCUCGACAACAGCACUGCCAACUACUGUCCCAUCCAGGCAGGCCCUUUCGCUCUGUCAUCGACCAUUCCGUGGGGUGAGCACCGCCACCUUACGACGCUGAACACCAGGCUGCGUGCCGUCGACCCGUUCAGUAACGAGCUGCUGUGUCUCAGCGUCAACACCACACCCCUCACACCUACGGCGGAGUCGCCGUAUGGCGUCGCUCGGGGGAUAUUCUGGGCCACAGUGGGCCUUGCGAUGGGAUAUUGGGUCAUUAUCGGCAUCGCACGGCUGGUCUCUGCGUGGGGCCGCGGCACGACGAGACCGGGCCGGUCGUUGUGGGCCAGGGUGCAGAGUGCUGGUUUCAUCCUUGCGAGCGCAAUCAGUGGCGAGCGGUUUGCGACGUCUCCGGCGCUUAUGCGGUUUAGCACACCUUGCAUGAGGGAUGUCAUAUUCCAUACACAGUGGUGUGCGGCACUCGCGAUGGUGGCCGUUCAAUGGCCCGACUUUGCAUAUCCGUUGCUAGCCCAGACGUCCUGGGCUACUCUGAGCUACAAUAUCACACUAACGAAUCAUUUCCACUGGAAUCCCCUUUUCACGUUACCUUACGACCCUCCAUCGACGUUCAGCUCUCAACUAGCUGAUCCCACUUCGGCGAUCCAUGUCAAUUCAACAGCUCCGAAUAUUCUGUUCACGCUGCCGUCUAAUGCGACAAUGGGCAUGUCAAUGUUCGCCUACACAAUUGGCGUGCGACCACGGGACCUUUGGGGUAUCUGCAUGAUCCUCUUUCUCGCCAUUCUCGCUGCAACAAUCGUGCUCUCCGCCAUCGUCUGGUUCAUCGAUUUCAUCGGCGGAAUCGGCACUGGCACGGUCUCGCGACCUGGACGCCGGGCGCGCAGUCCCGGCCCGAAGGAGCUUGAGAUGUCUGCCGAGGAGUCGAAAGUGGCCAUGUUCCGACCCUCUUCUCGUCUGGCGCUGUCCGGAACGUUCGGUAACGGCACUUCUUGGUAUCGGAUUCGGACAGAGAUGAGCUCGUUCCACUGGAGUGUGCUGGCUGGUAACCUGGUCCGGAUCCUCGUUCUGUUCCAUCUGCCCAUCACGAUCUUCUCGUCAUUCCAAAUGACCCAGAGUAACGAGUUGAUGCGUACCCGAGCUCUGGCAGCGCUGUCGUUCGCGUUCUGUUCGGUGGUGGUCCCGGUGUACCUCGUGAUUCGAGUGACGCUGACGACGACGAACAAGCUCUAUGACGAGACCCGGACGUUGCUGGCUUUUGGCCCGCUUUAUAAUCACUACCGACACGGCAGCCAGCUAUUUGCGAGUCUGCUUUUCGCUACAAAUAUCGUGUUCGGUGUUGUGAUUGGGGCGGGACAGAAGAGUGGAACUGCGCAGGCGGUCGUGAUCCUCGUAGCGGAGGUUGUGUCUGCGCUCGUUACGAGCAUCUGGUUGCCUUGGGGUACCGGAGCCAGCAUGGGAUUGAUCAGCUUUCUGUUCUGCGUUGCGAGGAUUGUCGUGGCUGUGCUUCUUGUAAUUCUCACACCGGCGAUAUCUAUUGGUGAUGGUGCUGGUGCUUGGGUUGCCUAUGGGAUUCUCGUCAUUCUCGCCCUCGUGUAUCUGGCUCUGAGUUUGAUGCUACUGAUCAAGCUUAUUGAAGGAGCGGUUCGCAUCGUCGGCCGUGUAGGGUUCGACCGAAGCAACCACGCUGUCGACAGCGGUCUGCUCGGUGCCUGUGGUUUGCUGGGAUGCUGUGGAGCCCGAAAGCGACACCAUGGGAAAUCGCGUAGCAGUCGACCAUCUCGUGCCGAGACUGCUCAUUCGGAGGGUUCUACAGUUCUUCUCCCCCCGGCACCUCUCGAGUCUUCGAAUGGCAAGGGCUCGAUCCACUCGCAACAUGUCCCGUCUGUUUUACGACCAGAGCACGCCCUGCGGCCGUAUCGGGAAGAGAGCGAUGACGAAAGCGGCUAUAUCAUGGGCGCCUGGCAGCCGUUCCCGCGACCUGGGUACCAGGUUGUCAAGGACACGGCGCCCUCCUCCGGUUUCUCCAGGGUCGGCGGCGGUCGAGCACACAUUGACACGCCGUAUGCGAUACAGUCGAAGACUGCGUUGGCGUCUUCGUCGUCGACCCCGACUCUGGAAUGGCCCACGAUCGACGACGACGAAGCCCCUCCCGUCUCAUCUGUCAUGCGCCCGCAACGCUCAGAGACUAAUGUUCCGCGUGGAGCGAUGCUUCCGCAUAUGAGAACGAAAUCGCAGACCGCCAUCAUCGAAGAUGCCACCCCUCUUGCAGCAGUAGCAACACUCCACCCAGUGUCAGCCGCAGAUGAGGACGACGACGAUGAUGACCAUUCGGAUGUAACACAGCGGAGGAAGAAGCCGUGGUACCAUAUCCGGCGACAUCGACCCCACAGCGAUGGCGCGGCCCCGUCCUCGUUUCCGGCAGCAGCAGUGGAACAGGCUGCGGCUGCGACUUCAGAUGUGCCGGCCGGGAGGUCGUUUGUGGUCAUCAGGAAAGGGGGCCAGGCCUCCCCCGGCAGGUCCGCACAGUUGUCGAUGCCAACGGAUACUCGCCCUGCUUCCAGUGGAUGACGAUCUACCUGUAAUAUGUACUGUUUAUUCUAUGGACCAUCGAUCAGUUCUGCUCUACUACGAGAUCGUGUCGCUCACGAUCCACCCUUUGAACGCUGCUCAGAAUCUUCAUGUUUGUGUUGGAGCUGAUCACGUGCAAAGUCUCCGGUCCUUAGUCUCACAGCGAUGAGUCGAUUGGUACAACUCCGACGAUCUCGCCCUUACGAGAGGCAGUCAGAUUGACUAUAGUGGCUGAAGAUUCGCCACGGCGAAUCCUCCUCGGGGAAGUCGGAGCUCGGCGUGAGCUGUGCCACCGGUCGAGGACCGACACAGCGUGAAAGGGAUUGCUGACGAUCGCUGUUGAUCAUCGCAUCUCAAAAGUAAUUAUAAUCGCAAUUUGAAAAUACAGUAUACUAGGUUUGCGCAACCGUGCUGGGUAUACUCAAUAACUAACACUCGCAGUACAAUCUCUGCUCGCUCAUGUACCAGGCUGCUUGGUCGGAGCGCGAGACGAAUGGUGAUUGCUUCCACAUGUCGGAGGCCAUGAAGAUCGUUCCUGGAUACACAUUUUGUUCGACUCGAAGCCCAUGUUCUGCAGUGUGCACGGAGCCUUGCUGUACCGAAAAUACGCGACGUAGUCUGGGAUGGUGAGCAGAUGGCAUUUGUAAUGACUUGCGGGGGAUCUCCGACUCAGACUUUUGAUGAGGCGACCGUCAAACAGAAGUGAGUGUCGUUCUGGUCGGCAUAACACAAGAUACCGUCGGUUUGAGGAGCCUACCAAGAGCGCACUGGAUUGUUCCUUCUCGGUUUGAGGGACAAUAGGCAUACUGUCCGGAAUCCGGAUGCUUGUGCGAUAGUCGACGUAGAUGGCGGUCGGGUUCAAGUCGGGUCUCCCGGUAUGGAGCACGUGGCAUUCAGGAGGGCGUGCGAAGAGUGGGGGAGCAGGCGGGGAGUUCCCCUACCUUCCCAGCUGGCGUCACGUUCUGCGCCAGACAGUGUUCAAUGUGGUCGUGUAGUGAGUAGUGCUGUGCAGUACAUAGAUUGCCUUUCAUCGUAUAAUACAGGUACAUAGUCGGCCAUAGGUCAUGGUUGGAAUACAGGGACGGCCGUGCGAGUAAGUACAAGCACGGAUCAUGCUCGACGCCGCAGCCCCUCACACGAUUGCUCCGGAACAUCUGCGCAUUCACAACUUCGCUUUCAUCAUUCCUUCCUCUUGCACACCAUUCACCAGGGUGCCUAUUCCGUUCCCCAGCGACACAGUGACCUGGUCCCCAUCCUUGAGAUACAAAGCCGGCUUCCGUGCGAACCCGAUUCCUGCUGGGGUGCCGGUGAGAAUGAUGGAUCCAGGAGCGAGAGUGGUGCCCUGAGAGAGGUAAGCCACUGUCUGGGCGACAUUGAACACCUGCUGAGAGGUGUUGCCAUCUUGCACAAGCUGCCCGUUCAGCGUGCACCUGAGCGGUAUCGUUUGGGGAUCGGGAAUGGCAGUUGUGGAGACGAGGCAUGGACCGAGUGGGUUAGAGUCGUCUGCAAGAGUUGAUCAGCUUCAUCGCUCAAGGGGGGUUUCCCGUACCAAAGUUCUUUGAGAACGUCCACUGCGACACCAAGAACUGGUGUUUCCGAAAAGACACGUCGUUGGCGCCGGUGUAUCCGAGCACAUAGUCAAGAGCGUCGGUUACUGACACAUCGCGGGCGGCCUUUCCAAUCACGAUCGCCAAUUCGACUUCGUAGUCCGGGAAAUGUUCUGCGACCGGUUGUGCGGCCUUUGGUAUCACGAUAGGCGCAUUCGGUCCAAUGAGGGACGACACCGGCUUCGAGAAAAGCGUCGGGAAGCUAGAAGGGCGGGUUCAGACACUGGCGGUCGGAGCGCAAACCACGCACGGUGGAGGGGGCAAGUUGGCUUCGGCCUUGUGCAAGUGUGAGUCUCUGCGGUGCGAGCGCUGCUGCGACAUACAGCAUGGUCUGCAUAAUUGAGGCCCAGGCACCGGACAUAGCCCACUUGCUCACGGGACAGCGGACUCAGCAGCUGUUGUACGGUCAAGAUGCGCUCGGUGACCUGAGCGGCGGGGUCCAGGGCAGACCCAAGGAUCUCGAAGGCCCGGAUAGGCGUGCCUUUCGAUGCUGCGAGACCGACUAGAAGAGUCAACAUCACUGGCACACCGCUGACAGAACCGCUCACCAUCUAGCUUCGGGUCGACAGGUUGACCGAUGUGCACUUGCGCCGUUUCCGCAGCGACAAAGCGGAUGAGUCGUGUCCACUGCUGACCAGGACGUCAGCCAUUCGCCCGGUUACGGAGCAACAAACGCACGGGGUGGAUGGGGGACAUGGAGGUAAUCGCAGGUGGAGUUAGCGGGAGCAGCCUUUAUAUAUGUCGUGCACCGUGAGACUCGGUCCGCGGAAGAUCGCAGUGAUUUCGGGUCCCCGCUGAUGAGAACUUGGGGGGUUCAAGGAUGAUCCGAAUGUGUGCUAGCCGUGCGCCACUGUCCACACUCAUUAAACCGAGUUGGCUACAUAUUGGCCUGGAGAAUGGAGAUGGAUCCGGGUCGGACCAUUGACUGGCUGAAAUCGCAUGCGGACGUGAGACAAGUGGGAUUGCCAGUUGAUCAUCGACGUCGUUGACAGAGGACACGGUCACAUGACUCGCUUAGCCCUUGCCGAAACUCAACCACUCCCGCCAUCUCCUCGUGGCAUCGCAUUUUUUAGAGCUCAGCCGAUCGUGUCCCUUCUCAUGAGCGAGAAGCUUGAAUCCCUCAAGCGAAGAUUAGAAGAUGUUCUUGAUGACCUCUCCUCCCCACGGAGUACCAGCAUCGACAAGACCGAGGCAUUGAGAAGCUUGGAGAGGAUACUGGCUGCCGCGUGUGCCCGCACGAACUCCGACGAGGAUCGAGACGUUUUCAUCGCACUCCAAUACACUUUUGAAUGCAAUGUAUCGACCAAGAUCCUCAGCUGGAUUAUGGCCUCGACCUUCGCUCUCGAAUCCUUGAUAUCUCAGGGGGGCGUCGACACGGAGAGACGAGCGGAGAUUUCGGAUAUUACCGCCCAGCUAUCGCUGGCUCUCUCAAUCCUCCAAGGCGUUUGUCUCAUUCACCCUGCAACCAAGGCAUCUCUCGGCCGUCGAUGCGCUUUGGAGGUUAUACUUGAUCUUUUUCUCGCAUCCCGCCACUUAUCACUGCCCGAAACCGCAUCGAAAGCAAACGUUGCCAAGGCUCAGCCACUCGCCAGUGUGAUUCUGGACACACUGUUGUGUGUGCUGGUCGACUCGUCGCCCGCGCUGCGUCUCUUCGAAUCGUGCCAAGGCGUUCACGCCGUUGUGAAGAUAUUGAAGCGGGCAGGGACUCCUCGGGAAGUGCGAAUGAAAUGUCUAGAGUUCCUAUACUUCUAUCUGCUAGACGAAACAAACGUGUCUCCUGUUUCAGGGCUACCUUCAGUCACCAUGCACAAGGCACCGAUUGACUCGGCCCCAUCGACCCCGAGACCAUUGCCUCGGCACCCAUCCUCGCACAAGCCUUUCAUCAACGCGGUUCCCAGUCGCCCUCCCUCCCGAUAUGGGUCCUCCACCUACUCGUUCUCAUCCGGGUCCACGAGUUUCGACAGCUCGCUGUCGUCCGGUUCUUUUGACACGACGACGACCUCGUCGUCGUCAUCGCCUUUCUCGUCAUCGCCUUCAUCGAGAUCCACGUCAGGAAGCUCUUUCUCCUCGACGACCUCAGCAGUGGGCUCCGUUUCUCCGAAGAAGCGAUCUCAGUUCCUGCCCGGGGCUGGGCCCUCUACGCCGGGCCCACCUUCGCCGAAAAAGCCCAGCUCGGCCCUGCCCCGCACGCCCGGCCAGGCCCGGCUACCGAAUGCUCUGCUGAUGCUGAGGAAGGACGUGGAAUUUGUACCCCAGAGUCCCAAGCGACCGCCGGGUUCUUCGUCGAGCAAGGGGACGCUGCAGAUCAGGUCACGACUGGGAUCACUGCGGCCGGAGGUGGUGACUUCGGAGGAGAGCGACGGGGACUUGGAAUCGGGAUCGGAGACGGCAUGUGAGUCGAGCAGGGGUUCUGAUACACGGACGACGGAAGAGAAAAAGCGAUUGUUGGGGACGAUGCUCGGGAAUGUCGAGGCCCUUGUGGAGGGCGUGAAGAAGGCCGGUAUAUGGGGCCUUGGCUAGCUGGUGACCUCUGAGUGCCGUGUCUAGGGCGAUAGAGACUGAUUCUAUUAACAAGGAUUGGUUCACAGCAAACAAGUUUGUGUAGACUACGGUAGUACAGCACUGUAGUGUUUUGGAGGGCGGAGUUGUUCUUGCGGCCACAGGGUGGGCUGAAGGUGCGGAUUGGAGCUUGUGUCGUGGAAUGGCGUUCAUAUCCCGUCUCAUGUGUUCAGUGAGGAUAGAAGAUGAAUCCAAAUGAUUGUGUGAUUCACGUGUAUCGCGCAGAAAGUUUGCACGUGAGGACUUCCGGCCGAUGAUCCACCUCCUUCAGCAUUCCUCUUCUCGUCGCCUCAAAGUGAAUCCAUUCCAUUUCUAUCCAUCGGCGAAACACGGUGAACUGGCUGGAUGACGCCGACGGGGCUCGCAAUCAUGUGGACAGAUAAACACCGCAAUCUCGGUGUUUUUUUUGCUCCCUUGCACUCUCAUCUCUUGUCCACCAGCUGUUGUUCUGCACAACUCGCGGAGGUCUUCUCGAAACUAGAUUCUAUUUGACAUGGACCUCAUUCAUGUAGUGGAUCAGCUCCCCCGUCGUUUCUAUAGUCGAUUGAACCGACGUUCCCGGGGUCAAUUCGUCUUUCAAAACUCGCAUGGUCUUCCCCCUCAGCGCGCGGCACCAGCUGUGCUAUUUUUAUGCACUGUACUGCAUAGAUAUUGAAUUAUGGCCUACUCCUCCUUCCCCGCCGAACUGAGCUGCUUUCCGACGGCGUCGUCAGCUACGCUCACCCUCCUUUCUCUCGCAGUGCUCUCCUCUGCAGCUGCCGAGCUCUCUGCCACCCGUGUCAUGCUCUCUCCUGGAGCUGGAGCGGUGAGUCGUCGCACCCUGUUGAGGGUAUCCUGAUCGCACAGUUCAGCGUGCCAUUCAUCGGCAAAACAAGGCGCAGCAGCGCGAAAGUGGCAUCCCUCGCGGCGGCUCGGGGCGGCGACAAGACCAAGACUACGCACCUGGACGGAUCGGACUUUGCAGAGGAAUACCUGACGGAUGUGACUAUCGGCGGUCAAACUUUUCCCAUGAUCGUCGAUACUGGAAGCUCCGAUACCUGGGUUGUGCAGAAGAACUUCAGCUGCUACGACUUGCAGAGCAACCCCGUCUCGCAGGCCUCUUGUGGUUUCGGCUCAGACGGCUUCGACACUUCGGCUUCCAAGACAUUUCGGUCUUUCCACAACGUUAGUUUCGAUAUCACAUAUGGCGACGGAGAGUUUCUUCGGGGUCCUGUUGGAUUCGACAGACACGGUAGAGGUUGCUGGGAUGAUGGUCAAGAAUCAGGAGAUUGCGGUGCCGAACUUCGCUGCGUGGAACGGCGAUGGGGUCAACUCUGGGCUCAUUGGCUUGGCUUUCCCUCUGCUGACGAGUGUAUUCAACACCUCGGACCCGACUCAGGCGUCGCGCAAGAAUCAGCUGCCUUACGAUCCAUUCUUCGUCACUGCUUACAAGGAGAAGAAGACUUUUCGAUUGCACUCAACCGCGGCACCUUCGAGCAGCAGCUCAACAACACGUUUGAUGCUGAUAUCGGGUACCUCGCAUUCGGUGGCCUGCCUGCCAAAGUUCCAGUCGAAGAAACCUCGGUGACGGUGCCAAUCCAGGGUAUCUCGACGACGACUGGAGAGGCGUCUGCUGGCACAGGUGCAGCGUAUCUCUGGUAUACCAUCGACGUCGAGUCAUACACGUUCCCAGGGUUCAAGGACCUCGACACGGCCAGCGAUAUGACCAUCCUUGACUCUGGAACGACGCUGAACCUGCUCCCGACGGCGGUCGCGGCGGCGUAUGCGAAUGGAUUCAAGCUAAAGGCGACGUCGGACAAUGAGUUUGGGCUCUACGCUGUGGACUGCUACGCGACCGUUCCAGAGUUCCUCGUCACUGUCGCUGGAGUGGCCUUCACGAUUGAUGCGGGAGACCAAUUGCUGCCGACGAUUAGACAAGAUGGCUCGCUCACUUGCAUCCUCAGGACUCAGGACGGCGGCCAGCCAGGAAAUGGCAGCGUUUUCAUCUUGGGAGACACCUUCCUCCACAAUGUUGUCGCGACAUUCAAUCCCAUCGACGCCGAGGUCACAAUCACUCAACGUAGUACGUAUUAGACUGUUACAAGAGAUGUGCCUCAGUCUGAGGGAAGCCAUGUGGAACGCCAGUGCUACAUAGAGCCAUGAAACGGUUGCGUGCUGAUUUAGGAAUGGCUGAACCUGAAUCAAUAGUUCCGUCGGAAUCCCAAGCUUAAGGCAGCUUAAGGUAAGGCGGUGUGAGGAACCAUCAAAUCCGGGUUAUCCUGGAGUGAUCUCAGGUAGCUCGCAGAGACCAGUGCUUGACUCAUUUUUCAGGGUCCAGGGGAGCCCAUUCCAUCACCAGCCAUCACCCUAGUCGCUCUAAAAGGAAAUAACCCGAAGCCGAGGGUGGUUGCCAUCUCGAAUUGCGUUGGUCUCCCGGCGGCACACUUACCAAGCCAUCUGGUAGAACUCCGACUGACAAACGCUGACCUUAUCUGACGCGCCUCCAAUCUGCCGCUGCCGAGUCUUCUGCAAUCGUCAUCGUCGUGCCGCUAGGGUGCUGGAGGAAAUACAUGGCCUCCUGCGAUCUGCUCUCCCCAACCUGCUUAGGCUACUGCUGCUCAUGUCUUUCUUCGCACCUCCGCCUGCCCCGCCAACCAAACUUGGUCGUUAUCGCACCCUCUCUCCACUCGCCGGCGUGCAUGUGUCUCCACUUCAGCUCGGCGCGAUGAGCAUUGGCGACCAGUGGAACAAGCUCGGGCUCGGAGCAAUGGACAAGACAGACAGCUUCAAGCUCCUCGACGCGUACUUUGACGCUGGCGGGAACUUCAUCGACACUGCGAACAACUACCAGGAUGAGACCUCUGAGAAGUUCAUCGGCGAAUGGGCUGAGCAGCGCGGGAUUCGCGACCAGCUCGUGAUCUCCACCAAGUACACGAUCCCUUUCAAGGCGCGGCAGGACGAGUACGCGCAGAAGGUAACCUACGGCGGCAACAACGUCAAGUCGAUGGUCGUCAGCGUGAACGAGAGUCUGAAGAAGCUGCGCACGUCCUACAUCGACAUCCUCUACUUGCAUAUGUGGGACUGGGACACGGGCGUCGCGGAAGUGAUGAACGGACUGCACAAUCUCGUCGUGCAGGGCAAGGUUCUGUACCUCGGCGUGUCCGACACCCCGGCGUGGAUCGUUUCCCAGGCCAACCAGUACGCCAUCGACCACGGCAAGUCGCCAUUUGUCAUCUACCAAGGCGCCUGGAACGUCAUGGAGCGCUCGUUCGAGCGAGAGAUUAUCCCUAUGGCCCGCGCCCACGGUCUCGCUCUCGCCCCUUGGAACGUUCUCGGCGGCGGCAAGUUCCGCACAGAUGCCGAGGAAGAGGCGCGUCGGGCUUCUGGAGAGAAAGGUCGAAUGUGGGCUGGUGACUGGGAGCGCACAGAUAACGAAAAGAAGAUAUCUCAUGCGCUUGAGAAAGUCGCUAGUGAGGUCGGCACGACGAGCAUCACAGCUGUUGCUAUUGCCUACAUUCUCCAGAAGGUCCCCUACUGCUUCCCGAUUAUCGGUGGGCGCAAGAUUGAGCACCUCAAAGAUAACAUUGAGGCGCUGGAUAUUUCCCUAUCCGCCGAUCAGAUCGCCUUUCUGGAGAGUGUCGUCGCAUUCGAUCCUGGGUUCCCGAGUACAAUGAUUGGAAACGGCUCUGCCACAAAUGGAUUCUUACAGACUUCAGGCCACUUUGACCGUCUCCCUCUUCAGCAAGGGAUCCGCCCCGCAACAUGACAGUUGAGGGUCCUUAUCCAGGGACUUCCCGCGAGAUAACAGAGACCUUGAUAAAGAAGUGGUCGCGGAUCGGGAGCAAUCACAAUCACCAUUGUAAUAUGAAUGAACAA
Mycena citricolor is the source of this 11081-nucleotide messenger RNA. The record is from the annotation of a GenBank genome assembly. NCBI's taxonomy places the organism in Eukaryota, Fungi, Basidiomycota, Agaricomycetes, Agaricales, Mycenaceae.